Molecule: messenger RNA, 2570 nt
Organism: Myzus persicae (green peach aphid)
Lineage: Eukaryota; Metazoa; Arthropoda; Insecta; Hemiptera; Aphididae
Exons: 7
Coding region: 422-1504 (360 amino acids)
Cellular component (GO): membrane
Molecular function (GO): protein binding
Source: RefSeq, a predicted model, not a curated record
GUUUAUCAUCAUAUAAUGGCGUAGUAGCGCGGUACACAACCAGGGGUUGACUGAUCCCUGUGGUCGGGGGGCGGGAGGGCUCUAUCGCUUUAAUCAUAGAAGAGAGCUUUAAAUCUUUAAUCUCUUUCCUAUGACUAUCGGGUAUCGGCGAGAUGUCUGGGUAUCGCUAAGAUCUAGUCGUUGUCUGUACGCAAUAUAACAUAAUAUUUUACCGUAGGUAUUUACCUAUCGAGUUCUCCGUGUUGUGACUGGUUUUUGUGUUUCGGUACCUGAUCACGGUACUUUGCAUAAAGUCUCAAUUCCCCGUGAUGUGAUGCUUGUAACCCGCCGUUAGCAUCAUUCACCAAUGCGAUUGUCGUUUUUUAAACCGUUUUCAAAACGUAUCGAAAUGUUGAUGUAAAUUAUUGCUCAUUCGACAGCCAUGAAGAACUGUUUUAUUUUGUUCAUAGCAAUACUAGGUCAUCAGUCAGGUAAUGUCAAGACCGAGUGCAUAGACAACAACGGCCGAACUGUUCAGGAGGGAAAGACGUACAUACCCGGCCCGGAUAUCUGCACCCGGUGUGUGUGUGACAAUUCUGUAGCUAAAUGGUGUCACCCUGUGCUUUGUACAGCUCCACAGGAUUGCAAGUCUUAUACAACUGUUGGAAAUAUAUGCUGUGAAUUCAAUUGUUUAGACGAAACUCUCAAAGGCGAUAAUAUUAAUGCCAGAUCAAUUGCCAGCACAGUAACAGCAUUUUUAUUUUUCAUAUUAAUUGUUUUCCUCAUCAAUCGAUUACAUAAAAGAAAUAUAAUGUCAAAUGGAGAAGUAUUUACUGAUCCAAAUUCACUUCAAAUGGGCGAAGGUGUACGUGGAAUUGGAUUCAUUAGUGGCUACAUGAAUUUACCUAGGCCUGAUUUAUAUUAUGGUGAUCAUGCAACUCUUCAUAUACCCUUAUGGAAGACAUACUAUCCACGUGGUGAUGCACCCCCUCCAUAUGAUGAAGCUAUUGCAUUGCCUCACCAAAUAGUACCCCAACAGUUAAAUGCGUUAGUAGAUGAAGUGACAGCUUACCAUAGAACUAUACCAUUUAACAUGACUGAAAUUGAACAAAAUGAUCAGCCGCAGGCCUCUUGUAACCCAGAGACUGAACCAACUACCAACCAGCAAUUUUUAGAAGACAAUCAAAUGGAUAAUGAUUUAUAUCAAUGCCAUGAUAAAAUACCUACAAUUUCUAAUGAUGAUUUUCGAGAAGAAUGUGAAAAUUGCAAGCAUGAUCAAGAACUUGCUGAAGGGUAUGAUGAUAUUUUCCCUGAACCAGAAACAAUGACGCUAGAACGAAGACCACAAUUAUUAACUCAUGAACAUGCUGCAGUUGGUAUUGAAUCACGUUCAUCAAUGACCUUACCCGACAAUGGAAGACUGCGAAGGCCUCAUGUUGGUAACUUGAAAGACAAAUACAGAGACGGGUGGUUUAAAGAAACUAGUUUAAAAGAAAAUUCAACUUCUGAUGAUGAUCAGCCAUAACAGAAAAGGAUCUUCAUUGAUUGGUAUCCAACCAUGUUUAUUGCUAAUUUAAUUUGCCCAGAAUGCUUUACUGGAAACCCAUAAACUCAGACCUGAGUUUGAUAGGUUUUAUGUAGAUUAGUAUUUAUAAAAUAUUCAACUCGAUUUCUCUUUGUAUACCUAUUGAAUUUUUUAUACUCUUGAAAAAGUGUACCUAGUUAUAAGUAAAUACAUUUUUAUUGUUAAAUAUAUUUAUUACAUUUACUAAUCUAAGUAUUAUAUAUAUUAUUUUUUUUAGAUUAAGAGGAUUAAUUCCUCUAUCUAUUCCAUUAAAUAUAAAAAUGUUUUAGUUAAAAAAUAUUUAUGAGUUUUUAGUUAUUACUAGGCUUUGGGAAUAAUAGCUUCUAAAUUCUAAUACAUUAAUUUUUAUUUGGAUUGUUGAAAGAAUAGAGGGGUCAAAUAAAAAUCCUAUUUCAGAUAGACUGGAUCAAAAUCCAAAAUUGUAUUUUGCAUAUCUUAAAGUUUUUGCUUAUUAUACCAUAUUUAGUAAUUACCCACUACAUAAUUUUUUAGAACCUUUUUUUAACUAUUUUGAAAAAAAAACAAAAAUUUGUUCUUAAAAAUGAAUUAAUACAUUGCGUAAGUAUAUAAUGAUUUUCCACUCAAUAUUAUAUAUUAUGCUCCUCACCUCUGAAAUAUUUCUUUAUAUUAUACUUAUGUAUGAUUUUAUUGUUAUUACACAUAACAGGACAUUGGCAUUGAAGCAAUAUAUCUGUACAAAACGAGAAAAAUGUAUAAUACAAAAUAAACAUAAAUUAUAAAUUCCAAUAAUUCUGUCAUACAUUUUUUUUUUUUUUUGAGUGCAUAGUAUAAAAUAUUUUUUUAAUGUAUAUCUACAUGAAUAUUUGUGAGUUUUUUUAGAGCUAUCAGUUCCUAAGCCUAGUUUUUAUGUUUGUUUAAAGCGUUUUUCUUUAUUCUGUAAAUGUAUUUUAUGUAAGUAAUGUAAUUUUAAUUUUCAAAUAUUUAUGUUUAGUAAAGACUUAAGCUUAAACCAAAGUACUGGAAAUAAACAUGUGUUGUAAUUCAA